CAUGUAUACUGCCGUACUGCUUUUUGAUCAGCGAGAUCAUUCUGGACAUCGCAUGCUCAUGGGUAACACUGAUGGCUAAAUGAUGAAUUUGCCUGUUGCAGCUUCCAAAGCGAAGUGAGGAUCGCGCUGAGAGGCGUACUACUAAGUCUGCCCACUGCGAUAACCGAGUCGAGAGGGGAAGAGAAGAAAUCCGCCUUUUUCUUCAGAUCAGCCUUUUUCUCCACGCUUUGAGUUUUUUUUUUUUUUUUUUUGAAAACUGCCGAUCUAAUGUCAGCCUCCUGAAAGCGCCCCAGGUACCGUGUAUGAAAGCACCGCAAUCAAAGAGGAGCGGACCAGCUCGGGAUCUCUCUGGCUAAAAGAGAAAAGUCUCCCGAAACCCUGCAGCCAACAUGCCGCGGAGGAAGCAGCAAGCGCCGCGGCGCGCAGCAGCAUAUGUUCCCGAUGAGUUGAAGGAGGUGGCCAUGCUGGACGAGGACCUCGAGGAGGAUGACUCUGCUGUGGAGGAAGAGCCCCCAGUCAAAUUCUUGUGCUCGGAGAAAGACUUUCUCCCGAAGGACACUGCGCUAUACCAGGACUCUCCAAUGGCUGACUUCUCCGGCCACGAGAUCGAUAGCGAGUCCCACCUGAGCGAGUCGAGCGAUCGCAUGUCCGACUUUGAGAGUGCCUCCGUCAAGAAUGAGGAGGAGGUGGUCAAGGAGCCCCCUAUGGCGACUGCAUCUGCCGCUGCCACCAGCGAGGGCUCCCCCGCUGGCCCAGACAGUCUGGAGCAGAUGAAGGCCAUCUACACCAGCUUCCUGACUAAUUCCUACUGGUCCUCGCUCAACUUGAAUCUCGCCCAGCCACCAGCGGAAAACCAGCAGCGUAGCAGCAGCAGUAGCAGCAGCAGCAGCAGCAGUAGCUGUGGCAGCGGGAGCUACGACUGGCAUCAGUCGGCUAUGGCCAAAACCCUCCAGCAGGUGUCGCACAACCGUCUCCACCAGGAGCCCAGCCUCUUCAGCACUGUGCAGCUCUACCGGCAGAGCACCAAGCUCUACGGCUCCAUCUUCACCGGUGCCAGCAAGUUCCGCUGCAAGGACUGCAGCGCUGCCUACGACACCUUAGUGGAGCUGACGGUGCACAUGAAUGAGACGGGGCACUACCGUGACGACAACCACGAGACAGACAGCAACGGCACCAAGCGCUGGUCCAAGCCGCGCAAACGCUCCCUCCUGGAGAUGGAAGGCAAAGAGGAUGCCCAGAAGGUACUCAAGUGUAUGUACUGUGGACACUCCUUUGAGUCCUUACAGGACCUGAGUGUCCACAUGAUCAAGACAAAACACUACCAGAAAGUGCCUCUCAAGGAGCCCGUAACCCCUGUGGCAGCCAAAAUUAUCUCCUCGUCUCGGAAGAGGGCCCCCAUCGACUUGGAACUGCCCAGUUCCCCAGAUUCAUCAGUGGGGACCCCUAAACCAACCCUGACUGACCCAAACGAUGCCCUGCAGAAGGUCUCCAACCCCUAUAGCACACCUAACAAUAGGUACGGACACCAGAAUGGUGCCAGCUACACCUGGCAGUUUGAGUCGCGGAAGUCACAGAUUCUGAAAUGCAUGGAGUGUGGCAGUUCCCACAAUACCCUGCAGGAGCUGACAGCCCACAUGAUGGUCACGGGUCACUUCAUCAAAGUUACCAACUCUGCUAUUAAGAAAGGGAAGUCCAGUAUGGAGACCCCUGUCACACCCACGCUGAGUACCCCAACCGAGGAGAAAGUUCAGUCUGUGCCAUUGGCUGCCACCGCCUUUUCCCCAACACCCACAGCCCCACCCUCCAGUACCUCCCCCAAGCUCUGCGUCGAGAUAAAAAAAGAGGAGAAGGAGGUGGAGUGCUCAAAGGAGAUAAGUAGCAGUAAAGACAAGAAGUUUGCAGAUGAGGAAGAGGAAAAAUUCAACAUUGCCUCCAAGUACCACUACCUGACUGAGGAAGACUUAGAGGAGAGUCCAAAAGGGGGACUUGACAUUCUGAAGUCACUGGAGAACACAGUGACAUCUGCCAUCAACAAAGCUCAGAAUGGCACCCCAAGCUGGGGAGGUUACCCAAGCAUACAUGCUGCAUACCAGCUGCCCAACAUCAUGAAGCUCUCCCUGGGCACCUCAGGGAAAAGCUCCCCAUUGAAAUACAUGUUUACAGCUGGAGAGAUUCUAUCACCAACCAAAAGCCAGCCUCUGGUUUCUCCCCCUAUUAGCCAGACAUCUCCAUUGCCAAAAAACAACUUCCAUGCCAUGGAGGAACUAGUGAAGAAGGUCACCGAGAAAGUGGCUAAGGUGGAGGAGAAGAUGAAGGACUCUGAGAAGAAGGCCUCCCCGCUGAGACGGACUUCACCCUCUCCCUGUAGCAGUGAAGCGGGAGAAUCGGUGGCCAGCAAUUCUCCCAAAGACCCAAGGGCAAAAACCCCAGAGAACAGCAACAGCGGGAAGGAGGCUACCAGUGGUGGCCUCACCAAAAGCCCGCUGGAGAACGGGGCCGACUCCUUGAGGGUUUCUGCCUCUACUCUUUGUAGCAGCACUGCCAUCAUCACCGACCACCCUCCUGAGCAGCCCUUUGUCAACCCCUUAAGUGCGCUUCAGUCGGUCAUGAACGUCCAUCUUGGCAAGGCGGCGAAACCGGCACUGCCAGCCCUGGACCCUAUGAGCAUGCUCUUCAAAAUGAGCAACAGCCUGGCAGAGAAGGCUGCAGUGGCCACACCUCCCGCACAGACCAAAAAAAACGAGCACCUGGACCGCUAUUUUUACCACAUCAAUAAUGAUCAACCCAUCGAUCUGACCAAAGGCAAGAGUGACAAAAGCUCCACUUUGGGCUCUGGGCUUCUAUCGCCCAUGUCAACGUCGGCAUCAGCCUCUCCCUCGUCUACCAUGACAACAGCCAAGACGUCCACCGUAGUGUCGUUCAUGUCGAACUCACCUCUGCGUGAGAACGCCCUGUCGGACAUCUCUGACAUGCUGAGGAACCUGACAGAAAGCCACACAUCGAAGUCCUCCACACCAACCAGCCUGUCCGAGCGGUCGGACGUGGAAGGCGCGACUCCGGAGGAGCCAGAGGAGGUGAACCCAGCCCAAAAGCGCAAGGGCCGGCAGUCUAACUGGAAUCCCCAGCACCUGCUGAUUCUGCAAGCCCAGUUUGCAGCCAGCCUACGGCAGACAUCUGACGGAAAAUAUGUCAUGUCAGACCUCAGUCCCCAGGAGCGGAUGCAUAUCUCUCGCUUCACGGGCCUCUCCAUGACCACCAUCAGCCACUGGUUGGCCAAUGUCAAGUACCAGCUGAGGAGGACGGGCGGGACCAAGUUUUUGAAGAAUCUGGACUCGGGCCACCCAGUGUUCUUCUGUAACGACUGCGCCUCUCAGAUCCGGACUCCAUCUACAUACAUCAGCCACCUGGAGUCGCACCUGGGCUUCCGGCUGAGAGACCUGGCCAAACUAUCUGGCGAGCCGUUUGGCAGCCAGGUCGCGCACCAUGCUCCGGGCUCAGCCGAGAAACUGUUCUCCACCCCUUCCCCUUCAUCCUCACCCGACGAGGAAGGUAACGGCACCUCGUACCAGUGCAAGCUCUGCAACCGGACUUUUGCGAGCAAGCAUGCCGUCAAGCUCCACCUCAGUAAGACCCAUGGGAAGUCGCCGGAGGACCACCUCCUGUACGUGUGCGAGCUGGAGAAGCAGUAGCACUGCGAAAUGCGCCUCACUGCUCUCUCUCAUGCUCUAGUCUUUUUAACCUAAAUUUUUAAAAAGAAGAAAUAAGAAGUAUUAAGAGGUGAUAAACUGCACAAUGAUGCCAUUAAGCUACUGUUUAGUUACGGCACACGGACAUGAAUUAUCCGGCCCAAAAACAUUUCUUCUUCUCCUUCUUUUUUUUUUAAGAUUUAUUUUUUAACUGUACAGUGUUUAAUAUAGAGGUGCUGCAUAAUCCACUGUUGUUACUGGUAAAUAUGAAGGUUUAAAAGAAAACCAUUUAAAAUGAAGUGCUACGUGUUUGGAAUUUGUAUAAAUUGGAUUUAGUUUUGUCGCAUCCCCAGGAUGGGCUGAGCUGCAUGUAUUAAUGGACGAUUUAGUUAAACGUUGAAAUACCUAAAGCUGGUGCACUUUCUUUAUCCCAUUUUUUUUUUUUGUUAAUGUGACCUAAGCGUGCUCCCGUCAGCGUCUAAACAUUUAACCCUCUGAGUACGGCUAUGUUCUUCUGCGUCGAGUUUCGAGGAAAACGUUCCAGAUACAGAUUGGCCACGCAAUUGCGUAUUCGAAUAAAAAGGAGAUAUUAUUCAACGGUAAAUCAUUGUACAGGAAUCUGUUGCUAUGGCAUACAACUCAAAAGUGCAGUUUUUGUUUGCCAUUAAAUCAGGGGCCUUUAAUAAAUUCAGGUCUGUGUAAAAUUGUAUAUAUAAAUAUAUAAAUAUAUAUAUAUAUACCAGUCCCUGUCUAAAUUAUGCAUCAUUUUAUAUUUUUAAUUUAAGAUGACUAUGUACUGGUGCACAAUAUAUGAAGACAUUAAUUAAAUUGUUUUGCACAAUAGUUUUAUAAAUAUGCUAUUUAAUCAAAAUAUAUUAAAAAAAAGAUAUUUAAACAAAAAAACAUUAAAAAUAUUUCCACCUCGUGCUCAAAGGGUUAACCCUCUAGUACACAAAUGUACUGUAUUUCUUGAAGGCAACAGAAAAGGCAGGUUUGUAAAGACGAUGUUACUUUAUGAAGUUCUGAGGCAUUCCGCCAUGUAUUCACACACACUGUUGGUCAAAAAAAAAAAGCCUUUUUUUGUUCUAAUUGCUCUUCCGUGGAUUCUGCAUCUUUAAACGAUACGAGUAGUGACCGCUGGUCGCCAGCCCACUGAUUGACGGAUCCUCUACAUAUUCGGCGGCGAAUUUGCAGAAGUAACUGACAGCUGACAGCAUUUGUAAUUAUAUACUGGCAUGUAAACGGCGCAGACACUGUUAUGAGCUCUGCACCCUGUUUUUAUUUCGUUGUUGACAUCGGAGCACCCAUGAUAUGUCUUCAUAUAACCCUUUUUUUGUACUGCAGCAUUAAAAAUGUUUUUCUCCUU
Messenger RNA from Paramormyrops kingsleyae, 5052 nucleotides. Its product is annotated as teashirt homolog 3. Gene Ontology annotation, cellular component: nucleus. Gene Ontology annotation, molecular function: DNA binding; DNA-binding transcription factor activity, RNA polymerase II-specific. The record is from RefSeq and is a predicted model, not a curated record. NCBI's taxonomy places the organism in Eukaryota, Metazoa, Chordata, Actinopteri, Osteoglossiformes, Mormyridae. Gene Ontology annotation, biological process: regulation of transcription by RNA polymerase II.